AUGUCGCCGGACAAGGCGCUGCUGGCGCAGAAGCUGAUCGCCGCCAAGUGCAACAUCGCGGGCAAGCCGGCGGUGUGCGCGGCGCGCACGGGGGCCGAAGUGGCGGCGGCCGUGCAGGACGGGGCGGACUGCGUGCUGCUGCUGCAGGAGGCGACGGCGGAGAGCCUGCGCGAGGUGGCGGCGCUGUGCCGCGCGGCCGAGGCGGCGCUGUGGGAGCGCCAGCUGACGCACGACCUGCUGCGCGCCGCCGCCGCGCCGCCGGCCGCAGACCCCGCCACGGCCGCCGCGGCCGCCGCCGUCGUGGCGGCCCUGCUCAGCCGCGCCACCGCCAUCGUCGUGCUGACCGUGACGGGGUGGUCGGCGCGCUGCAUCGCGCGCUUCCGGCCGCACUGCGCGCUCAUCGCCGUCACCCGCAACUCGGCCGUGGCGCGCCGCCUGCACGUGCUGCGCGCCGUCCUGCCGCUGCUGUACAUGGCGCCGCCGCUCGAGGACUGGCCGCGCGACACCGACCUGCGCAUCCAGUACGCCCUCUCGUUCGGCCUCACCCAGGGCAUCGUCGGCAAGGGGGACGCCGUCGUGCUCGUCUCCGGCUGGCGGCCGGGUCCGGGGAACACCAACAAAGUGCGCAUCAUGUACGCUCCGCCCCUCAGUGAUGACAAAUAG
Molecule: messenger RNA, 663 nt
Organism: Schistocerca serialis cubense
Lineage: Eukaryota; Metazoa; Arthropoda; Insecta; Orthoptera; Acrididae
Product: pyruvate kinase-like
Exons: 1
Coding region: 1-663 (220 amino acids)
Biological process (GO): glycolytic process
Cellular component (GO): cytoplasm
Molecular function (GO): magnesium ion binding; pyruvate kinase activity; potassium ion binding
Source: RefSeq, a predicted model, not a curated record